Molecule: messenger RNA, 1341 nt
Organism: Panthera uncia (snow leopard)
Lineage: Eukaryota; Metazoa; Chordata; Mammalia; Carnivora; Felidae
Gene: CC1H1orf122
Product: chromosome C1 C1orf122 homolog
Exons: 3
Coding region: 65-397 (110 amino acids)
Source: RefSeq, a predicted model, not a curated record
CUAGCGCAGCGCUGGGGAGGGGGGCGGCCGAAAGGGGGGCGGUGGUCGGGCCGCGCAGGCGGAGAUGGAAUGGGGCCCGGGCUCAGACUGGUCACGGGGGGAGGCUGCCGGCGUGGACCGUGGGAAGGCGGGGCUGGGGCUCGGCGGGAGGCCACCCCCGCAGCCGCCCCGGGAUGAGCGCGCCCAGCAGCUGCUGGACGCGGUGGAGCAGCGGCAGCGGCAGCUCCUGGACACCAUCGCCGCCUGCGAGGAGAUGCUGCGGCAGCUGGGCCGCCGGCGCCCGGAGCCGGCUGGUGGCGGGAACGUCUCAGCCAAAGCCGGAGCGCCUCCCCAGCCAGCUGUCUCCGCCCGAGGUGGCUUUCCAAAGGAUGCUGGCGAUGGAGCUGCGGAGCCCUGACCAUCCCUGAUGGGCGCCCUGACUUCUCUCCCUCCCGGGGCUGGUGGCUGGACUCUGAACAACCCCCUUCAAUAAAGGGGCCAGUCUUCACCAGCAGUGGCUGGUACUUGGCUCUCGGCCUGGGGUGGCCGCUCUGCUAGCAGCUGGGUUUCACUCCCACUUCAUCCUGGCUGAAGGCAGUGCUGAGCUUUGAAAUGUAGCCAAGGAAUACCCAGUCUGAUGACCCGGAUUUGGGCAGACCAGCAGUGCUCUCCAGAGUGGUCUGACCUGCUUUGGGGGAUCCAGGUGGUGUUACAUGUCCAUUUCAUGCUUUGGGGGCUCCUAGCCCCACCAAACACUUUUAGCAGAGCCUUGAUUAAAAGGAAACCUGCAGACUCUCCUGGUGACCGACCUUUCCUUUCUGUCCCCUGAGACUCAGCUGGGGAGGGGGGAAGUGGUUGAAAAUUGUCAACCAUGGGUAAUGUUGGGAAGAAAGGCCACAGAUACUACCAGAUUUAAAUAAGCAUUUAAUUAGGAUUUCAUUAGUAUUUAAUAUUGCUUUCUCAAUUCCAAAAAGUUAAAUUUUCACUUCUUAGCAGAUAUCUUAAAGUACAAUAUUAAGUUUAUACAAAAUGAGCAAUUAAGCAAACACCAUUAUUUCACAUUCUUCAAAAAUACAAAUUCAUAUUUACUCUUUUUUGGGUUUGGAGGUUUCUUCCUUUGGAAGUACUGAACCUGUAACGUUUUCAUAUCGCUCAGUGGAAGUCCGUUGUUCCCAUGUUUCACCCUUAAAUAAAUUUGAUAGGCUUUUACACAAUCCAAAUAAAACCAUUUGAGAUUUUAAAAACUGUCACCAAGACCUCCGGCCAAUGACUGGUGUGUGUCAAAAAAGAAGGCUCUCUGUGGGUCUUGCCUUUCCUGGCCAGGAGAUGGGAGCCGGAGAUUCAGCAAAAACCUAUUUCCAG